AUGGAGCUGAACAGACUGCUCCUCCUCACAUCCUUCCUCCUGCACGUGGAAGAGGGCCGUGCCAGCCCAACACGGCUGGUGUGCGACAACAGACUCAUCCAGAAGUACAUCGGGGAGGCCAAGGACAUGGAGAAGAGAGCGGGCCAGUGCCAGGCACUGCCCGCACUCAGCUGCCCCACGGUGCUGCCCUUGGUGGACUUCAGCCUCCAGCAGUGGAAAUCCAAAUCGAACGAGAUCAAGCGGCGGGAGAUCCUCUGCGACCUGGCACUGCUGGUGGGCGCCGUGGCGGGGGCCCAGGGCCAGGUGACCCAGGAGUGCGGGGCCAGGCAGCUGAGCCAGCUUUACCGACACGCCAACUCCUUCAUCCUGCUCCUGCAGACCUUCAGCUGGGAGGCAGGACCCUGGGAGCCGGGCUGCUCCCCACGCUCCAUGGAGCAGACUCACAUCACCGGCAUCUUCCUCACCUACCGGCAGCUGGUGCAGGGCAAGCUACGCUUCUUCUUCCAUGACCUGGCCAAGGACUUGUGCAAGCAAGGCCAGGUGGGCGGGAGAGACCCUCAGUGCGGGGCCCGGUGA
This is a messenger RNA of Aptenodytes forsteri (emperor penguin), 576 nucleotides long. RefSeq names its product thrombopoietin (gene THPO). Bases 1 to 576 code for a protein of 191 amino acids. The record is from RefSeq and is a predicted model, not a curated record. The transcript has 5 exons. Lineage: Eukaryota; Metazoa; Chordata; Aves; Sphenisciformes; Spheniscidae. Gene Ontology annotation, molecular function: hormone activity; cytokine activity. Gene Ontology annotation, biological process: cell population proliferation; thrombopoietin-mediated signaling pathway; positive regulation of hematopoietic stem cell proliferation. Gene Ontology annotation, cellular component: extracellular region.